This is a messenger RNA of Esox lucius (northern pike), 3695 nucleotides long. RefSeq lists its product as uncharacterized. The record is from RefSeq and is a predicted model, not a curated record. NCBI's taxonomy places the organism in Eukaryota, Metazoa, Chordata, Actinopteri, Esociformes, Esocidae. The coding region runs from base 2383 to 2982 and encodes 199 amino acids. The transcript is spliced from 7 exons.
GAAGGAUUUUUAUCUUCUUUAACAAAGAAACAAAAACAAGAAAGCAAAUGGAGAUUCUGGGUUGUGUGACACAUUUUGUUUCCUUGAGUAAAAGAUACUGAAUUCAUAACGCUUGCGGUAUGAAGUUCUACCCAUGACAGUCCAGGAAGGCAAGCUAAGCAUCUUGGUUAUGUUAUGCAAUGCUCCAAGCAACAGGAUUGGCAAUUUGACCAGCUCCACACCAGAGCCUCUGUGCAGAUGACACUUGGACCUUCAGGCACAACCCCAGUUAUGGGUAACCAACACUUUAAAACUACAACCACAAAUACAGGUUCAGUUUUCCAAGCAAGACAGCUAAAGAACUGACCUAUAAAUCCUGUCAACUGAGGGGAUCUCAGUGGAUCACUGACUUCCUGACCAACAUCAACGAAACAUGAGGACAUGGGUAAGCACAGUUCAGGCCCUAUACCUGCCUGCUGCAGAUGUCGUUAAUACAAUGCACAGUCUGAAGGAAGCAUAACCAUGUCAUACAUACAUAUCCCGCUCAUAUCCUGCGCUAUCCUAUAUAAUCACCACCCAUUUCCAGUAACCUAUUGUAGAUACUUUCUUCUGGACAUUUUGUCUUUCAUUGUUGUUUACCGCAAACCAUCAGCGUUAUCACUUAGUACAAUUCUGAAUGUUUAAAUGUCCUUGAAGCAGAAAAAAAUUAAAUAGAUUCACUCUUGCAUCAUCCAUCGUUUUACCUCACCUCUUGGUGCUACAAAUCCUUGUGUCUACUAUAGCAUACAUGUGUCCUUCUGGUGUUCUCCGUCAGCCAAUAAGGUCAUGGCAAAACACGUGAUUUAUUGUGAGCUGCUUCAAAUCUGGCAGUAAAAUCCUGCCCUAUGAUUACAGCAGGCAGUCUAAAGGUCAACAUUGUUACUGUUGCAUUAUAUUGGCCACUAGCAGCUUGUUGCAUCUUUUCAAUGUAAACGUAAAUAACACAUAAAAAACCCAAACAGUUACAAAAAUGCACAGAACAAACUGCAAACCCAACAGAAAGGCACGUAACAUUAAACAAUGACCCACCAGGACCAGGAGACAAGGGCUGAACUAAAUACACAGACUAACAAGGAGAACAGCAACAGGUAAGGGGUUAAACACAGGUGGAUGGAAUGAACUAAUUAACUCAAACGUGAACAGGAAAGACCAAACAAUGACACGACAAACCAAGGACACACAGAAAACACAGCUGUGACCGUCCCACCCUGACACAAAUGAAUCACUCUGGAAGCCCCCACCUUAAUUUUCAUUGGAAAAAAGAAAUGUUCACACCACAAUUUGCUUAAAGACCAAUUGACGACAUUCUGACCAUAUCCUACAUAUCUCUAAGGCUGAACAGUUCAAACAGGCUGUCAUACACAACCUGAGCAAGAUCUCCCAGAUCUACACACUACAGUGAACCCAAAUAAUAAUCAAUGAAUAUCUUGUAUAUAUAAUAUUUCAUUCAAGUGAUUCCAGAGUGAAAGUUGUAAGCGUGUGCUGACUGAUUGCACAACUUACUCUUCUAGUCUCGAUCCAUUUUUAAAGAAGACAGUCUUCUGUGGUUUCUUUAGUAUCUGCAAUCUAGGACACCAUCGAGAUUGAAAUGCCAUGACCUGGUUUAAACCUACUCACCAAUCUUCGCUUAUUGCAUUGUUCUAAUUUCAACUCCGACAAGAUAUGUUGAUAACUGUUUGGAACACACUUUAGUAACUAUCGCCCUAUGAAAUAAAGAAACAAUGAAGCCUUCUGUGGAACAGGAGCACAGAGGGAUCAGGAGGGAUAACAGGACAAGCUUUUUGUCAUGUCUCAGGGGGCUGUUAUCAGGUAGCACAGUCUUUUCUUAAAGUCUGGUGGUUUAUAAAAGGGAAAGGGAAGUGUGUGUGUGUGUGUGAUGCAAUGUUCUUUUUUCCUAAGGAGGAGUGUAUAUAAAGAGGACGGACCAUGCAGGUGACUUUACUGACUCAUUUAAGUCACACCUUCUGGGAGAAAGCGAUAGGAAAUUAAUUCAGUUGGUUUAGCAUAGUAGAACCUCUGGUGAGUUUAUUGUAUAUCAGAUAUUAAAUAUUAGCCAGUUCACAGACGCCAGUGCAUUAGUGACUAGGUGAGUAAAGUGCCUCAACGAUUCCGGAAUAACCUGAAAUCAGUUCAGUUAUCAGAAGGUGUGAACCUGAAAAAAAAAGUACAGCAGGUGAGACAUUCGUCAGGUCAUUUAAAUCGGAAGAGGGUAGAUUCAGACAGUUUGCAAUUCAGGUAACCAGUUUCAAACUGACUGAAUGACUGGGUGAACAAUUGAAGAGGGAUUCAUACAGAGACUGAGGAACUAGUGGAUUCAGAUAUAGAGACACUGACCUGUUGCACUCCAGGUGAAGCAGUACCAGUAUGCACAGCUCUUCAAACGUGGUCCAGUGCCUGCUGCUGAUCCUCCUUCUAGCCGUGAAGGGUCAGGACGGUGCAAGGUCAAGCUGUUCGAAAGAUGAUAUCUCUGUCUGUGUGGAUAUGGUGAAACUGCAGCGGCUGAUCCAGAAUGUCCAGAAAGUCUUUAACACGACUCAUGAUGAAAGGAUCCUGCUUCAGGCAGUCACCUUCGACAAGAUCAAGAAGCACAAGACGUAUCACGGCUGUGUCCUGCUGAAAAUCCUGGACUUCUAUGAGCAGGUUCUCCAAAGACAAGACGUAGAUUAUACUCACCUGCGGGGACUCCUGGAUGAAGUCAAGGACUGUGUUCCAAGGAACAAGACCUGUAAAAUCCUGUACCAUCAAGCAGCUGAGAAGAGAGUGAACAAGGCGAAGAUAGACCAAGACCUGGAGUUGCUGUCGAAGGACAUAACCAUUCUACAGCUGCAGAAACUGCAGGCAGCCAGAAAAAAGGUGGUUAGGAAGUCUGAAAAGGCAACGCUGGACAAGGCCAUGGCAGAGUUACAGCAGCUGGAUGAGUACAUCACAGGGAAGGGCCUCCGGAAGGGGAGAAUGAGCUCCUAAUCCGACCGGUGGUGACGAAGCACUUGGGACACUUUCCGAGUACAUUUCAGAAACGUGUAGUCCUAUCAUCAACCGAAAACCUGCGUACACACUCGUGCAUCGGGUUACCGUGACGUAGCCUACGCACAGCCACGCGUUGUCGUGACUACGUACUGUGGCCCGGCAUACUGCUUUGUUUGUCGGCUUUGCUGUCUUUUUGACCGUUUUGCUUGUUUCUGUGUUGUUUUUGUUUUUUCAAUGUUCCGAUAUUUCAGUGAGAAAUUUGGUAUUUGUUUUAUUUGCUUCGGGUAACAUUUAACAUUUUUAUUGACUCGACAUUUAAUGUUGAAUUUUAGGACUAUAAUAUAGAAAACGUAUUUCCUUUAGCAACUGUUAGGUAUGGAGCCCUGGAGGUGACAUUCAAUUAGAUAUUUUUUUUAUAAAACGUGCUCUUUUUUUUUAAACGUGCUUGCGUGUAGGCUACUAUGCAUAGGAUGCACUUAUUUGGUGUUUUGCUUUUCUACAGAAAUAUGUUACUUUUUAUUUAAGGUAAGUGAAAGCACACAGAAAACACGUGUUUUCUCAAGAUAUCUGUACUUUCAGUGAAAGAUUCAUGCUGUAAAUUGUAAAUGCAGGCCUUCAGCUAUAGAUUAAGCAUGCCAGCAUAUCAAUGUAUGUUUUGUUUUUCUAUGAAAACCCUUGUCUGCAAAAAUAUACUGAGCCUGAUUAAUGUA